GAACAAAGUCUUCCAAUUAUGAAAUUUCUUUCUCUUUUCUUAGUUUCAUUAGCUUGCUUUGUUUGUUCGUCUCAUUGCUAUACCUUCUAUGUCGGUGGGAAAGAAGGCUGGGUUUUGCACCCUAAAGAGAAGUACAAUGACUGGGCUGGUAAACAGAGGUUCCGAGUCAAUGAUACACUGAUUUUCAAAUAUGAGAGAGGAGCGGACUCUGUUUUGUUGGUGAAGAAAGAUGAUUACUACAAGUGUGAAAGAAAGCAUCCAUCGAUGGAAAUGAGCAAUGGAAGUUCUGAGUUUAAGUUUCAUCAUUCGGGUCCCUUUUUCUUCAUUAGUGGCAAAGAGGGUCAUUGUUCAAAGGGUCAGAAAAUGAUCGCUGCUGUCAUGGCCGAGAGGCAUGGGCCAGCUCAGUCACCCAAGCACCAGGGCUCAUCGCCUUCCCCGACUCACUCUUCUGGGCACCAUGACUCGUCUCCUUCCCCGACUCACUCUCCCGGGCACCACCAUGGCUCAUCCUCUUCCCCGACUCACUCUCCCCGGCACCGCCAUGGCUCAUCCCCUUCCCCACCUCACUCUCCUGGGCACAACCAUGGCUCAUCCCCUUGCCCGACUCACUCUCCCUGGCACCACCAUGUCUCAUCCCCUUCACCGACUCACUCUCCCGGGCACCAUGGCUCAUCUCAUUCCCCGACUUACUCUCCCGGGCACCAUGGCCAUGUUACCAAGCCACCUACAGGUUCAACUCCGGGGCCGGCUCAGUCUCCUUAUCACCAUGGCCCUAUUUCAAGCCCUCCCUCUUCGGUCCCAACUGGCUCACCCAUGGCUCAUGGUCCGACGCAUUCACCGAGGCCAUCUACUCAUCAUGCUCCACAGUACGGUCCUUCGCAGUCUCCGGUGGCUCAUGGCCCUACUGCAAACCCACCUACAACAUCUCCUUCACCAAAAGCGUCAACUCCCUCUGGUUCCUCACCGGAACCGUCUACGGGUUCAAGUCCACCGGCACCUCCGCAGGCUGUUUCUCCUUCUACCAUUAUUGCUCCUUCGCCGUCCGGUUCUCAGGCUCCGUCCGGAAGUCAAACCAUUGCUCCGACCAACCGUUCAUCUGCUACAGCGACUUAUUCGAGUGUAGCGGUGCUUGCUGCUAGCGUUUUGUUUAGUAUGAUCGUCGUCUGUCUCGAGGGUGGAUUUUAGAAAUGUUUAAGUAAUUAUUAAUGUUGUUUAUUUGUGGAUUCUUAUAGUUGUUUUUUUUUUAAUU
Messenger RNA from Hibiscus syriacus, 1249 nucleotides. RefSeq names its product early nodulin-like protein 2. Gene Ontology annotation, cellular component: plasma membrane. The record is from RefSeq and is a predicted model, not a curated record. Gene Ontology annotation, molecular function: electron transfer activity. The coding region runs from base 19 to 1185 and encodes 388 amino acids. The transcript is spliced from 2 exons. Lineage: Eukaryota; Viridiplantae; Streptophyta; Magnoliopsida; Malvales; Malvaceae.